Molecule: messenger RNA, 3538 nt
Organism: Sycon ciliatum
Lineage: Eukaryota; Metazoa; Porifera; Calcarea; Leucosolenida; Sycettidae
Product: dynamin-1-like
Exons: 23
Coding region: 208-2670 (820 amino acids)
Cellular component (GO): membrane; microtubule; cytoplasm
Molecular function (GO): GTPase activity; GTP binding; microtubule binding
Source: RefSeq, a predicted model, not a curated record
UUGUUUGUUUUCUUCCGCGAAACAAACUUUUCCAGUUUGGAAAUUUUUAGCUGAUUGGAAGGAGAAAUGUUUGCGGUCUAUGUGCUUGAAAGCUUCUAAAAUUAUUUCGUUCGACCUGCUGCUCUCCAUACAAGAGCUCGGUGGUAGGCCUCACAAAUUGGGCACCGCUCUCCGGGGUUUGGAGGAAUUUGCGGUCAGCCAUCCGUCAUGACUACCUUGCAGGAUUUGAUUCCCAUCGUCAACAAACUGCAAGAUGCCUUCGCCUCGAUGGCCAAUGCGCCGUCGAUCGACCUGCCGCAGAUCGCCGUGGUGGGAGGACAGUCAGCUGGUAAAUCGUCCGUACUGGAAAACUGCGUGGGAAAGGACUUUCUGCCGCGUGGAUCAGGCAUUGUAACCCGUCGACCCCUUGUCCUGCAGUUGAAUCAUGUCCCCAAAGGAGAAUGGGGCGAGUUCUUGCACGCCAAGGGACGCAAGUUCACCAACUUUGAGGAGAUUCGCAAGGAGAUUGAGGACGAGACGGAUCGCAUGACAGGCAGCAACAAAGGCAUAUCCAACAUCCCGAUCAACUUGAGAGUAUUCUCGCCGAAUGUGCUCAAUCUCACUCUCAUCGACUUGCCCGGCCUGACCAAGGUUGCCGUGGGAGAUCAGCCGGUGGAUAUUGAGCAGCAGAUUCGCGACAUGAUCAUGCACUUCAUCGCCAAGCCGAACUGCCUCAUCCUUGCCGUGUCUCCGGCCAACAGUGACUUGGCCAACAGCGACGCGCUGAAAAUGGCCAAGGAAGUCGACCCGCAAGGUCUACGGACAAUCGGUGUGGUGACAAAGCUGGAUUUGAUGGACGAGGGUACUGAUGCCAAGGAUAUCCUGGAGAACAAACAUAUUCCACUUAGAAGAGGGUAUAUUGGUGUUGUGAAUCGCUCACAGAAGGACAUCAUGGGUAACAAGGACAUCAAAGCAGCGCAAGAGGCUGAACGGCGUUACUUCCUUAGCCAUCCGUCUUACCGGCAUCUAGCUGAUCGCUGUGGUACUUCCUACCUGCAGAAGACACUCAAUCAGCAAUUGACUAAUCAUAUUCGUGAGACGCUGCCGUCGAUUCGUCAGAAUCUCCAAGACCAGCUCAACAGACUGGAGCCAGAGGUCGCUGACAUGAAGAAGUUCAACCCGGACGACCCGAAUAUGAAAACCAAGGUCAUGAUGUCGACGCUGUACAAGUUUUCGGACGACUUCAAGUCGAUCGUGGAAGGAGUGGGUACCAACAUUGAUCUUGCCGAGCUCUCCGGUGGCUGCAGAAUCAACGCAAUAUUCCACGAGAAACUUCCUCUCAAGCUGGCCAAGGUGGAGUUUGACGAGAACGAGAUUCGGCGUGAAAUCAGCAUUGCUAUCCGCAACGUGUCUGGUGUUCGAGGCUCCAUUUUCACACCUAACAUGGCGUUCGACAUCAUUUGCAAGAAGCAGAUUAGGAUUUUCCAUAACCCGGCGAAUGAAGUCAUUGACCUGGUGUGUGAUGAGCUAAGGUCAAUAGUGUCUAAACUAUGUAGCAAGAUCAACAAAUACCCAAGCUUGAGCGAUGAGAUUGACCGCGCGUGUCGUUCCACCAUUGUUGAAAGCGCCGAGCGAUGCAAGAGAUUUGUUGAUGUGAUUAUUGAUGGUGAGCUAGCAUACAUCAACACUAGGCAUCCGGACUUUGAGAGCGCGAGUACGAAGAAGAAAGGCAAGAAAGACGGACAAGGCAUCCAGGUGGUACGCAAGGGCAUGUUGACAACGACCAAUGUGAGCAUGCUCAAAGGAGGCUCAAAGGAGUACUGGUUCGUGUUGACAGCUGACACUCUGGCUUGGUACAAGGAUGAAAAGGAGGAGGAUCAAAAAUACCUGCUGCAGCUGGAGCACGUCAAGCUGAGGGAGACCGACACUGGUAAACCGAUGUUUGGCAGGAAAUGUGGCUUUGCCCUGUUCAACCCAUCAGCAAAGAACUUGUUCAAGGACCAGAAACAGCUGGAGUUGUCAAACGAUGAUGAGGAGUACAUCGAAGGAUGGAAGUCGAGUUUCUUGCGUGCCGGUGUCUAUCCGGACAAGGGUGGAGAAGAAUCAGUGGAAAUGUACACGGGCAAUGACCCGCACAUGGAGCGCAACGUGGAGAAGAUCCGCAGCAUGGUCGACUCCUACGUGACCAUCGUCAUCAACCUGGUCAAGGACCGAGUGCCGAAGUCCAUUGUGCACAUCAUCAUUAUGAGCCUGCGGAAUUUCGUGGACGAAGAUAUCUCCAGCUAUAUCUAUGAUCAAAAUGUAUCAGAUCUCAUGUGUGAGAGUCCCGGUGAAGAAGAGCGUCGUCGUAACGUGCUGCAGUUGUACAAGGCAAGCCGUGAAGCACUGGACAUCAUCAACGAUGUCAACACCAAAACAACAAGCACUCCUGUACCACCACCGGUGGAGAACAGCAUUCAAGUGGAAGCCGUUGCGCGGCCAGCAUCGCGUCCAUCGGGAUCACGUCCGAGUGCACCGACAACCAAGCGUCCACCACUGCCCAAGGGAAACAGCUUCGGUAGUGAUCCAGCGCCGAGCAGACCGCCACCAGGCAGAUCCCCGGCACCUACUAGGCCAGUGCCGGCGCAACCGCCUCGCCCUUCCGCCGCGGCUGUUCCCAAGCGACCCAGCAGACCUGCCAGGCCAACGUAGGGAAAAGGAAAAGCUUUACACACCUGCUGAUCAUUGCCUGCCUGGAGGUGUACGUGUGUGUGUAUGCGUGUGUGCGUUUGUUUGUGUGUGUAUGUGUGUGUGCAUGUGUUUGUGUGUGUGUGCGCGUGUGUGUGCGUGCGUGCUCGUGCUUGUAACUUUGCUUGUAUCUGUCCCUGUUUUUGAGCGUGCAUAGUCGUUAUAUUUCUGCUUCUGCAUCGCCCAGUUGUAAUGUGUUCUUGCGCGUAGUCUGGAGGUGUGCUCAACGUCCGUAACCUACUUGCCUUGCCCUCCCCCCCCCUCCCCUCGCACCCACACACACAUGCACUUUGCUAUUCCUGCCCAGCCCUAACACAUAUUUCACCUACCUUGCUGUGUGUGCGUCUGUGUGUCUGUGCGUCUGUGUGUGUUUAUGUGUGUACUACCUGUAUGUAGAGGUGCGUAUCCUUGAAUGCUCCGUGCUCACUUGGCUUGCUGCAAUCUUUAGUGUCAUGGCUGUUUGCGAUGUCGCCAUCUUUUUUAUUAUUAUAUUUAUUGAACUUUUUUUCUUUCUUUUUCUUGACCAACUCUUGAGUACGAAAGCAAAGUCUUGAAUAUUGCGAGACUUUGCACUUGCACCGCUCUGCUGUAUACGCUGAGCUGCGAGUGCUGCUGAAAUUCACAUGAUAAAAUGCUAUUGCUGUAGCUAGCGCAUAUCUUGGGGCCACUGUCCGUCCGUUGAAAUCUUACUCCUUUUUUUGCUGCACAUUGCUACUGGACCGCUGAUUUGACUGCGCUGUCGUCUCCAUACGUUUACUCCGCAACUUGAUGUGAGCCACCUCCGCCACCAUGCACGCGCGGUAUUUAUAGUCGUGCCCUGCGCACGCACAUA